Molecule: messenger RNA, 2019 nt
Organism: Chrysochloris asiatica (Cape golden mole)
Lineage: Eukaryota; Metazoa; Chordata; Mammalia; Afrosoricida; Chrysochloridae
Gene: HSD17B4
Product: hydroxysteroid (17-beta) dehydrogenase 4
Exons: 21
Coding region: 301-2019 (572 amino acids)
Cellular component (GO): peroxisome
Molecular function (GO): oxidoreductase activity
Source: RefSeq, a predicted model, not a curated record
GUGAAUGAUUUAGGAGGAAACUUUAAAGGAGAUGGUAAAAGCCCCUUAGCUGCUGAUAAAGUUGUUGAAGAAAUCAGGCGUAAAGGCGGAAAAGCAGUGGCCAACUAUGAUUCUGUGGAAGCAGGAGAGAAGAUUGUAAAGACAGCAUUGGAUGCUUUUGGAAGAAUAGAUGUUGUGGUCAACAAUGCUGGGAUUCUGAGGGACCGUUCUUUUGCUAGGACAAGUGAUGAAGACUGGGAUCUAAUCCAUAGAGUUCAUUUGCGGGGCUCAUUUCAAGUGACCCGGGCAGCAUGGGAUCACAUGAAGAAACAGAAUUAUGGAAGAAUCGUUAUGACAUCAUCAGCUUCAGGAAUAUAUGGCAACUUUGGCCAGGCAAAUUAUAGUGCUGCAAAGCUGGGUCUUCUGGGCCUAUCAAAUACUCUUGCAAUUGAAGGCAGAAAAAGCAACAUUCAUUGCAACACUAUUGCCCCUACUGCUGGAUCACGAAUGACUAAGACUGUUUUGCCAGAAGAUGUUCUAGAAGCUCUGAAGCCAGAUUAUGUGGCACCCUUGGUCCUUUGGCUUUGCCACGAGAGUUGUGAGGAAAAUGGUGGCUUGUUUGAGGUGGGAGCAGGAUGGAUUGGAAAAUUGCGCUGGGAGCGGACCCUGGGAGCUAUUGUCAGGCAGAAGAAUCAGCCAAUGACUCCUGAGGCAGUAAAGGCUAACUGGGGGAAGAUCUGUGACUUUGAUAAUGCCAGCAGGCCUCAGAGUAUACAAGAAUCAACUGGGGGUAUACUUGAAGUUCUAAAUCAAGUAGAUUCAGGAGGAGUUUCAGCAAAUUAUACCAGUCAUGCAGCAUCACCAGCCACAUCAGGAUUUGCUGGAGCUAUUGGUCAUCAACUUCGUCCAUUUUCUUCUGCUUAUACUGAACUGGAAGCUAUUAUGUAUGCCCUUGGAGUGGGUGCAUCAGCCAAGGAACCAAAAGAUAUGAGAUUUAUUUAUGAAGGAAGCUCUGAUUUCACCUGCUUGCCUACCUUUGCAGUUAUCAUAGCUCAAAAAUCUGUAAUGGGUGGAGAAUUAGCAGAGAUCCCUGGACUUCCAAUCAACUUGGCAAAACUUCUUCAUGGGGAGCAGUACUUGGAGUUAUAUAAGCCACUUCCUAGAUCAGGAACUUUCAGAUGUGAAGCAAGAGUUGCUGACGUCCUAGAUAAAGGAUCCGGCUUAGUAAUUCUUUUGGAUGUCUAUUCAUAUUCAGGGAAAGAACUUAUAUGCUUUAACCAGUUCUCCCUCUUCAUUGUUGGCUCUGGAGGGUUUGGUGGAAAACGAAAAUCAGACAAAGCCAAGGAAGCUGUAGCCAUACCUAAUAGACCUCCUGAUGCUAUACUUAGAGAUACCACUUCACUGAAUCAGGCUGCUUUGUAUCGCCUCAGUGGAGACUGGAAUCCCUUACACAUUGAUCCUAAUUUUGCUGUCCUAGCAGGUGAGUUGCUAAUAAAUGCAUUGUUGUCAGUUCGUUUUGCAAAACCAGUAUAUCCAGGUCAAACUCUACAAACUGAGAUGUGGAAGGAAGGAAAUAGAAUCCAUUUUCAAACUAAGAUUCAAGAAACUGGAGAUAUUGUCAUUUCAAAUGCGUAUGUAGAUCUUGUGUCAACAUCUGAUAUUGCUGUUAAGACACCCUCUAAGGGCGGGGAGCUUCAGAGUACCCUUGUGUUUGAGGAAAUUGGUCGCCGCCUUAAUGAUGUUAAGCCUGAGGUGGCAAAGAAAGUGAAUGCUGUAUUUGAGUGGCAUAUCACUACAGGUGGAAAUGUUGCUGCUAAAUGGACUAUCGACCUAAAAAGUGGUUCUGGACAAGUGUAUAAAGGCCCUGCAAAAGGCUCUGCUGAUACAACCUUCAUAAUUUCAGAUGAAGAUUUCAUGCAAGUGGUCUUGGGCAAGCUUGACCCUCAGAAGGCAUUCUUCAGUGGCCGACUGAAGGCAAAAGGGAACAUCAUGCUGAGCCAGAAGCUUCAGAUGAUUUUUAAAGACUAUGCCAAGCUUUGA